CGGUGGCGUGACCGUGAGGAAGUCAUCAAGUAGGUGGUUGACUUACGGGAGUUUAUAAUUGUUGGAAAGAAUCCAGCAGAGGGCUUCGGACAAUGAGUCGAAAAUUUUUAGGCUGCUCUUGCAGCCGAAGGUUAGACGCAUGGCAAAAUAGUAUGCGCCCUUCCAGGAGACCCCGAAGAGGUGCCAAUAGUCGGGGUGGAUGGGGAGGACUUUGAAAGCACUUGUGAUGUCCGCCUUGGACAACCAUCGAGCUCGAUAAUCAUCGAGCUUGGACCUGCGGUCGGGGAAGGCUGAACAAAUUAUGUCUCUAUACAAUGAGAACGCAAAAGCGAACUCGGCGACUGUGAGGUCCUUGGAGCGAGCAGGAAGUGGCUGUUUAAGUUCCAAGGGGCCGAAUGAGGUGAGCAGUUCCCUGGGGAUGUGAGGAUUAAUUGAUGUAGGGUGAAUGAGUUGAGCGAGAUCAAUGUCGCGUGUGCGACGCCGGGAACCCGGAAGAUCGUGGGAAGAUGGACGGGAGAGAGUGCUGUCCUGCAGGGUGUUUGUGUAUAAUUGAAACAGUCUUGCCUUGUUGUCGGUGUGGUGGAAGGGAAUGUUAUUUUGGCUGAGGAAAUGACUCGGACAUGUUUGGGGCCGAGGAGCGGUUGGUAUGCCGGUGGCGAGGAGAGCGCUACGCGCGGUGGCUGCUCCUCUUGGGCGGGCUCUGGGAUCUCGAGCGAGGCUGGAGUGAGUGUCGGGAAUGAGUAGCUUCCUUCGGACGCCGAGUACGGGACCUUCCCCUGGAGCCGCUGGGGAGCGAGGGCUCGACGAUACUGUCGUCGACGGAGGAUGAGGGCCGAGAGGCCGGGAUGAGGGAAACCGAUGAGCGCAGGCGAGGCUGCCGGAAAGAUCGGACGCCGGGGGACUCCGGGACGUCGAACAAGUCCUCGUCCGAUGCGUUGAGGAGCAGUUCGAGGUCCAUGAUAUUUACUCAUCAUGACGAAGUUGAUCUUGUCUCUCACUCUCAUCUGGACACUCUCCAGCACGGGUUCACUAUGAUGAAGCUGAUCCUGUAUCUCACUCUCAUCUGGACACUCUCCAGCACAGCUGAAGCUCUUUGGUGUUGGAUUAGUGCAAGGACUGAGAGUUACCCCAAACUCUGUAAAUCUGCUGAGCUGUGUGCAAUUGUUGCCACACAAGUAAUUAAGAAUGGCGAGGUCAAACAUUUCACAAAUAGGGGGUGUGUGCCGUCCUCCCUUUAUGGUGUAGGAGACCACAACCUUUCACACAAUGUUGGUUUUGGAGCCACAACUAAAUUCAUUCGUGUGUGCAACACAGAUGGCUGCAACUAUCGGAACAUUCCUCACCCUGGUGAUCAGAAGAAAAACAACCUGCAGUGUUUCACCUGUGAUGAUCCAUCUUCUGCUGUGUGUAACAAGACACUUCAGUGUGUGGGAGUGCAGGACCGCUGCAUGAAUGUGACUGUGGGAGAUGACUCAGGCAACACAACUCGUCUCUUUGGCUGUGUCUCUGCAAACCUCUGUAGAAAACCUUCUCAAUUCCUUCAUGAACCAAAAUGUUGUGAAAGCAGCUUCUGUAACUCAGCCUGGUCUGUCAAACUGAAUGUGAUCCCUUUGCUGUUUGGACUCUUUACUCUUAUUGUCUAUUAGAACAAAGAGACACUAACAAAAAAGCAAAAGUAAAUGUCUAGCGUGUGUGAAUAAGCCAAAUACUAUAUACCAAGUACUUAAGUACUUUACAAGUACUUCUAUUAUCUUCUCACUCAUUUACACAGUUAGAUGUCUUUUAAGUUUUGAAUGUUUUAGCUUGGUUUAAUAAUUAUUUUAACCAUAACCGCAGCAUCCCAGUAAAAAAAAAGUUAGCUAUUGAUAAUGCUGUUUGAUUCAUGGACAAUGACAAAUACAUCUAAUUACAAAAUGAUAUUUUCCUUAACAGAGUUAGGUAAAGUAACUCAUAACAGAACAGUGUCUUUUAGCACAAAGUCCAAAGGUUGUGAUAUGUAGCACAACAAUCUAGUGAAGCUCUGGUAACAGGACUGCGUUCCCAAAGUAUCAAUACUACAGAUACUACAUCUCUUUUUUGAAGUAUGAUUCUAACGUCAAUAGGAUUGACACCAGUUUCAGUUUUUCUCUUCUACAUCGAACCCAUUUCAUCAAAGAGUAAAACUGUACAAACAACGUUCUGUUAUCGUGAACACGUGCACUCCUUACUUCUCCACUAAUGUGAGUCGUGUGCACUCAAAUAACGAAUAUAUGCGUCAUGCAGACAUCACUGUGGCGCGCACGCUGACAACUGUCCUGUGUUUUAAUAUGCAUGUAAUCAAGAGUGGAAAGCAAAAAAGUCCAAAAAACAUAUGUAGUAGUAGUUUUUUUUUGCUUUGCUUGCUACAUACAUGCUUCAGUUAGGAAUCAAACCUGGGAGAUUUAUUGACAUUAAGAAAGAUAUAGAAAACUGCCAGCCAUAUACUUUAAACUUUCAAGUAUUUUCCCUUGUUUUAUGCAUGUAACCACAGUGAUUGUGUAUUGUAUUGUGUUGCUUUAUUGUGUGACUGUGCUGCUUUUGCUAUGCAGCCUGUGUAAACAUUGUGUUAAUAAAAUGAUUCUAAAACUGUCAUGACAGGAAGAGACCUGCAUUUAAUCUUAAAAUUAUAAAACAUUGUUUUAAUGAGAAA
This is a messenger RNA of Thunnus maccoyii (southern bluefin tuna), 2668 nucleotides long. Its product is annotated as urokinase plasminogen activator surface receptor-like. The record is from RefSeq and is a predicted model, not a curated record. Bases 846 to 1646 code for a protein of 266 amino acids. The transcript is spliced from 7 exons. Lineage: Eukaryota; Metazoa; Chordata; Actinopteri; Scombriformes; Scombridae.